This is a messenger RNA of Drosophila takahashii, 1371 nucleotides long. RefSeq names its product facilitated trehalose transporter Tret1-like. Lineage: Eukaryota; Metazoa; Arthropoda; Insecta; Diptera; Drosophilidae. Gene Ontology annotation, molecular function: sugar transmembrane transporter activity. Gene Ontology annotation, biological process: transmembrane transport; carbohydrate transport. Gene Ontology annotation, cellular component: membrane. The record is from RefSeq and is a predicted model, not a curated record.
AUGGCCAAGUUCUUUAAAAACUCCUUGCUGCGGGCACAAACACGCCACCAGCUAUUGGCCACUUUGAUUGUGAACAUAAUAACAUUCGGGCAUGGACUGGGAGUGGGUUGGCUCUCACCGACCCUGACCAAAAUUCAAACGCCCGAUUCGCCUUUGGGCUUUGAGGUUAACAUCGAUGAAAUUUCAUGGAUGGGUUCCAUGCUGGGAUUGGGCAGUUUGUGCGGCAAUCUGGUCAUUGCCUUUCUAUUGGAGAGAGCUGGCCGGAAAUUCUGUAUUUAUUUGCUGGCAGUUCCCUAUGCAUGCCUAUGGAUUUUAAUCUACAGUGCCUCCAAUAUUUACUUUCUCUAUGCAGCUCGAUUUUUGUGCGGUUUUACUGGCGGCGCUGCCUACGUGGUAUUGCCCAUUUUCAUCAGUGAAGUGGCCGACUCCAGCAUUCGAGGUGCCCUAACUUCCAUGGUAAUGCUGUCCGUUGACUUUGGGAUACUGGCCGGCUUCAUACUCAGCACCUAUCUGUCCUAUCAUGUUGUGCCCUUUUUAGGCCUUAUAGUUCCGGUGGCCUAUUUUAUUGCCAGCUUAAUGCUACCCGAAACGGCGCCAUAUCUACUGAAGCGAAGCCAACUUGGAGCGGCCGAAAAAUCCUUUAGCUAUUACAAAAACGAAAAGGGAGGCUCAAGCAAGGCAGACUUUGAUGAGCUGCGAACGAGUAUUCUGGCUCAGCAGGCGAACAGUCCCGACGGCUUUAGCUACAAAGACUUGAUUACCAAACCAGCCUUGAAAGGCUUUGCCUCGGCUACUGUUCUCUGCACUGGAUUCCAGUUCAGUGGAGUGUUCAGUUUCAUCAACUAUAUGUCAGAUAUCUUCGCCAAAUCAGGCUCGGUCCUGGAUCCCAACACAUGCACCAUUAUUAUAGGAAUAGUUCAGAUCGUUGGGGUCUACACCUGUACCAUUUUGGUGGAUAUUGUGGGUCGACGACUUCUGAUGUUGAUCUCCUCCUUGGGCGUGGGAAUCGGAUGCAUUGCCUUUGGCUGCUUCACAUACUUUGCACAGUUCCAUGAUCUCGGCCAUUUGAAUUGGCUUCCCUUGGUGCUGAUGAUCUUCAUCCUUUACCUGGCCAACGUGGGACUGAUAGGCCUCUUCUUUUUGGUCAUCGUGGAGGUCUAUCCAGCCAAGAUACGUUCGUUUGGCACUUCGGUGUCCAUUAUUUGGAUGAGCAUCCUGGUGUUCUGCACUCUGAAGUUGUUUCCCCUCAUGUUGCACUUCUGGGGCAUUUCCUGGACCAUGUGGUUCUCGGCGACCUCCAGUUUGCUUACCUUCGUCUACUUCUUGUUCUUUUUGCCAGAGACAAAGGGAAAAUCAAUGGUUGAGGAUUGA